Molecule: messenger RNA, 447 nt
Organism: Alternaria metachromatica
Lineage: Eukaryota; Fungi; Ascomycota; Dothideomycetes; Pleosporales; Pleosporaceae
Exons: 1
Coding region: 1-447 (148 amino acids)
Source: RefSeq, a predicted model, not a curated record
AUGGCCAAUCACUUCCCCUCCUACGAUCCUCACGACCCACUGAUGCGCAGUUACCAAGUCGCUCUCCACAGGCACGCCACCACGCCGCCCCAACAGCCCACUCCCUCGCAGCCCUCGUCCACAAGCGUCAUCGCCGCACCAGCCACCAGCAUGUCACAGGACUCCAUCCACGGGCGCUUCCUGGCAGCCGCCAUGAAAUGCGACACUAGGGCCAUGCAACAAGAGUUCCACCAUCUGCUGUCGGUUGCAGAGAGCCGAAACCAAGACUGUCUAUUUCUGAAACGGCGGCACGAGCACGAGGUCGAGGCGAAUCACGGCGAAAUGGAUUGGAUGCGAGCAAGGAUUCAGUGCUUGGAAGAGGAGAUGCGCCGCGUUGCCGAAUACAAGAAGAAUGCUGGACGGGCUUGCUACAGCCUGGAUCAGAUUGGAGAUGUGCAAAGUAGGUGA